CUUUUGGCCAUCGCGCACACGAGGAGGAAGGGGGUGGAGGUUACGUCGUGGCCCACCACCAGGGCGCGAUGCUUGCCCGUUGUCGUCGGGGCCAGCAACUCUCUGUGAUUGAUUAUAUUCCCGUAGUUGUGUCUGUUGCGUUUUUAAAUUGAGGAGGAAAUGGAAAAUGCAGUGAUUUGCCUCGUGCCUCAAUUUUCAAGGUAACAACGUGCAUAGGUGUUUUAAAGCGUGUGGCCAAAAAAAAAAAAAAAAAAAUUAAAAAAAUGCAAGAGUUUUCGUGACCCUGUACACUUUAUUGACAAAUAACGCGACGUACCAGGAACUUGAGACACAGUGUAUACAAAGAUACAUUGAUAUUUGUACUUGUAACAAUAAGCAUCAGGGGGACUCCACAUCCGUUCCGGAAAAGACGGUCGACCGCAUCAGGACAACAAGGAUGCUGAUGGAUCUCGCGAAAACGCGACCGGGCCGCCCCGGGUGUGGGCGAGCUCGGUCCCGCUCGUCGAAGCACCACCACUACCAGCAGCGCCACAAACUCCACAAGCGCCAAUCCAAAGAUCGGCAACGAAAAUCGUUAUCGUUAUCAAAGAGGCAAGUCGCAUCGAGUCGCAGCGGCGGAAAAAUCGGUCACAGGCGAUGACAAGCCUGAUUUUGGAAAACGCCGAUCUGAACCGCCUGUUUCCGAAAUGCCGGCCUAGGCUCGCCCCGGGCCAACAGCGACGACAACACCAGGAGGAAACGGCGCACGGCUGCAACGGCGCGGGAGGUGUCCUCGAGGGCCAGCUUCUUGUCAUCGACGACGAUUACCGGGACACGAUGAUCGACCUCGAGCGCGACCCCACGACCGACAGGUGCCGAAAGCGCACGAACGGCCGUAAAAAGUCGUCGCGGGUGUCCCGCCACCAGCACCAGCAAACGGCGGAAACGUUGAUGGGCCAACAAGCCAACAACGUAACGAGCAACUCUGGGACCGAUUGCCCGGCCAAGCACGUCCAAAAUCACGUGGCGGCGGCCGCUUGUUCCUCGAGCUCGUCCUCGGCGUCGGGCCGCAGCGAGGACCCGUUACCCGGUCACUAUGGCACCGACCAACUGGCCCAAUCCCAACUGGACGACGACAGCGGCACCGAGGACAGCCCCGUGUACAUACUCACCUCGGCAAAGGGCGAUCGCAGCUACAAGCUACGCGACUCGAGGAUAAUCGAAAUAGCUGGUGGAAGGGAAGUUUUCUCACAGAGCAGAGGCAAGGUCGCUAGAAAGUCUCGUUUUCUUGCCGCCUCGAACUCACUGGGAAACGAGGAUAAUCAGUCGGACAAAUUAUCCUUUAAGAAGAACAACAAGUCUCCCAACAGACAGACCGUCUGGGAACUGAGGAGCAAGUGUGGAGAAACAAGAAAGCAGCGAAUGAAUCGCGAGGUGACGGAAACCGUGUUUUCCAGCGAGGUGCACUCGGUCCGCAGAAAUCCGAGCAAGUCUAUCCUGGACUACGACUCGCCCAAGAACAAUCGCGGGCGUUUUGUUAACUACGACUCGAUACUCAACAGCAACAAUGCCGAACACGGUACGACCGGGCCCAAGAGCAUCACAGAUCUCGAGUACGGCUUGCCAAAAAAUUGCAUAGACUCACUGGGUUAUCAGUCGUCUAACCACAAGACGCCACUGGUGCGCCAUGUUAGCGGGCCUCCCGGCAUGGCAUUGGUGAACGAUGGCGAGGUCGUCGUGUUUGACGAUAUUGACGACAACUGGCAGAACCUCAGGCUCGAUCUCGGCUCGACUAAUGCCCCGACAACCACGUCCUCGGCACAACAGCAUGUGGACGAAUUGUUUUUACAGCACCAGCAGCAAACGAGGACGCCUCCGGAGCCUCUCAGCUCGAGUCUCUGUAGCAGUCCCAGUCCCACGACGACCUACCACCGCAACACAUCCGACUUCUUCAAGAUGAUGACUCCGGGGAGCGAGUGCGAGAGCGAUUUUCCAAAACCGGAGCUGAAUCAUCACCACCACCACCACCAUCACCAGCAGCACAAUAAAGCUGGAGCGACGAGGCUCAUCGGCGAGCUGCCCAUCGCGCAAUAUUCGGGCAGCCCUCGGCGCUACGGCAUGCGAGAAAAUGUCCGACUGCCGACCCUCCUGUCGUCCCCCUCGUCCGUUUACGCCACGCCCCGACCAGGAUUCCCACAGCGAGUACUGCCAACGACGCCCACUCAAAAGGAGGAGGUGGAGGAGGAGGAAGAGAUAUGUGGUAACGAGAUAAUUAUCGACGAUGUCUCCGUAUUGGAGCUGAACGACGACACGGCCCUGACGAACGCGGUGCUGACCACGUCAAUGGCACUGGCGACUUCGACGACGUCGCCAACGAGAGUCUCGACGCCGAGUGCUUCAUCUCCCCUGGGUUUCGUAAGCGCAUCGACGCUGACGACAAUGUCGUCAGCUACGCCUCUGGUCUCGACUACGACGCUCAUCGCGACGAGCAACAGUCUCUCGCCAGCCACGAGGCUAGCCGAUGUAGACGACGAUGACGAAGAUGACGAGGAGGAGGAAGACGAAGCCAAAGACGAGGAGGAGGAAGAGCCGGAGGUGGAAGAACGCGAGGAGGCAGCUGCCCUCGAGAGGAGAAGCGAGAGCCCUCUAAAGCCGUACGUUCUGCCAAGCGACAAUUUGAGCAGCCUCGAGUCGCUCGGGGGCAGUACCUUCGACUACCUCUACGAGUUCUCGGAGACGCGCAAGGUCCUCGAGGAGUUUUUCAAGUGUCCGGUGCCAAGCGAGGAGAAGCAGCUGGCGCUCGACGACUCCUUUACCUUCCAGGACCUUGACUACGAGCUCCGUAGGCAAGCUGGUGGCAGUGCCUAUGUCGGCCAGAGGCUUGCCACGGUGCCGACGACGGAGGAGGUUCUCGUGCACGAGUCGCCGAAGAAGCACAAGCCCGAGCAGUCGCAGGUCGAGCACGAGAACAAUUUUUUGGACCUGUCGGCCGACACCGGCAGCAGCGAGGACCUCGGCGAGACCGAGGUCGGGCUGCAGGUGGGCCACUCGAGGAACUUCACCCUGAGCCCCGAGACGACCGAGUGCGACAGCAACUGCGGGGAUCUCGACAGCGAGAUGUCCCUCAUGAUGAUGGACAACGAGCUCCUACCCUCCAGUGGUCUGCUCGGCUCUCUCGGUGACCUCGGCAACAACAGCGACUCGCUAAGGAUAUACACGAGCAUGCCCGUACUCGAGGACGGACUUUCGAGCGGUCACGCGAGCGACACCGACAACAACAACCCGACAGUGAUGCUGAUGAAGAGGCAAAUCAACGAGAUCGAGAAGGAAAUAAUACAGAGGACGAGAAACGACAUGCUGGGUACGGACAGCAACGAUAACGCCAAAGACGUGGGUCUGAGGUUGCAAGCGGCAUCACCGGAGCUGUUCAUCACAAAGAAGGAUAACUCGUACGACACGACGAGCGAGCUCCAACUCGAUGGGCUGGAUCCACUGGGCACUCCGCCGCCUCCGGCACCGCAGAGCCGGCAAGGUGUAGCUCUGGAACAGCAGGGUGGCGAGGUCGAGGCGGCUAUCAAGGAUAUUCGGAUGGCGCUGCAGCGAACGAAAACGCUGCCCGUCAAGUCACCGUCCGAUGAGCCCCUGGAGCCCAGCGUCAGUCCCAUAUGGAUUCCAAGUUUGUUGGAUGACAGGAGACGAAUCUGCACGGAGAGCAACAGCGAGGACUCGGAAAUGAGGCGUAACGCCGACGACGUCGAUCUCGAGGCCGAGGAGGCUGCCGACGAGGAAGAGGCUGACACUGAUCUCGAAACGGAUCGGCUGCUCGGACAACAGCGAACUGACGAUCAGGGCUUCUACGACGACAAGUGGGCACCCGGUCCCCGCGGUCUCCUCCAGAGCUGGCGCAAGCCCAAGACACGGACGCUCCUGCCCAACCACGAUCGGCCAAAACCAAGCGGCAACAACAACAACAACAACAUCAACAACAACAACAACAACAAUAACAACAAUAAUAACAACAAUAACAACAACAACAACAACAACAACAACAUCAGCACGAGUGCCAUGGUCAGUUCGACGCAACAGCCGGUGGUGGUGAAGCCGACGUCCCUCGCGCUCGAAGUUCUCGGCGGUGGUAUCCAGGAAGCCCUGGGCUCGCCGUCCAAGCCACAGCCAGUGCAGUCUGCGUCGUCGUCACAGCAGCAGCAGCAGAGGUCCGACGUUACGGGAGCCUCGGCGACGAGCCCCGACGAUCAGCAGCAAUUGGUCCCGGACGGCAGUCCACCGGCGGCCUCCGCUACGUCCCCGCAGCCGAAAACCACCACCUCCCCCUCGUCCCCCCGAAGCCUCAAGGAGCCCGUCGCCAAGGUGAUAAAGGACAAGGAAGGAAAGAAAAAGAGCCGCAACAAAGAGGCGUUGCUGAACGACCCGGCAGUGCUGAUCGAAGGCGUGCUCUUUCGGGCGCGUUACCUCGGCUCGACUCAGCUGGCGUGCGAAGGACAGCCCACCAAGUCGACCAGGAUGUGCCAGGCUGAGGAGGCCGUGUCGAGGAUAAAGGCUCUGGCACCGGAAGGCGAGUCCCAGCCAAGUACGGAGGUGGACCUGUUCAUCUCGACGGAAAAGAUAAUGGUCCUGAACACGGAUCUCAAGGAAAUCAUGAUGGACCACGCGCUGCGUACGAUAUCGUACAUCGCGGACAUUGGCGAGCUGGUGGUGCUGAUGGCCCGGAGGCGCUUCGUGCCCCACGAAAUGGACGAGGCGCCCAAGAACCGCACGCCCAAGAUGAUCUGCCACGUGUUCGAGAGCGAGGAGGCCCAGUUCAUAGCCCAGAGCAUCGGCCAGGCCUUCCAGGUCGCCUACAUGGAGUUCCUCAAGGCGAACGGCAUCGAGGACCACAGCUUCGUCAAGGAGAUGGAUUACCAGGAGGUACUCAACUCCCAGGAGAUAUUUGGCGACGAGUUGCAGAUGUUCGCGAAAAAGGAGAUGCAGAAGGAGGUGGUCGUGCCCAAGGCCAAGGGGGAGAUACUCGGGGUAGUGAUAGUCGAGUCGGGCUGGGGUUCGAUGCUGCCGACAGUCGUCAUAGCCAAUUUGGCGCCGGCCGGCGCGGCGGCCCGGUGCGGACAGCUCAACAUUGGCGACCAGAUAAUCGCCAUAAACGGCGUCUCGCUGGUUGGGCUGCCGCUGUCGACCUGCCAGACCUACAUAAAAAACUCCAAGAACCAAACUGUCGUCAAGCUCACGGUCGUGCCCUGCGCCCCUGUCGUCGAGGUAAAGAUCAAACGGCCCGACACCAAGUACCAGCUUGGCUUUAGCGUGCAGAACGGGGUCAUUUGUAGCCUGUUGCGCGGUGGUAUUGCCGAGCGAGGUGGUGUGCGCGUUGGUCACCGCAUCAUCGAGAUCAAUAACCAGAGCGUCGUUGCCGUGCCCCACGAGAAGAUCGUCAACCUGUUGGCUACCUCCGUCGGCGAGAUCCUUAUGAAGACGAUGCCCACGUCGAUGUUUAGGCUGCUGACGGGCCAGGAGUCACCGGUGUACAUAUAAACCUGCGUUGAACAGACAAUGCACACGUCGUCCUCGCUAUACCUUGAGCCCCAAAUUCUCCAGCUUUUCGGAGCCCUCCGCUGCUAAUACGUGCGAUUUCUUCUAUAUAUACCAUUACUGCUACUCCUACUACUAACUCCCAGAGCCGAUAAGUCAGCCGACAAACAGCUGUACUCUUCAGCUACACUAUUUAUGCAUAUAUAUAUAUAUUAUCAUUGUCAUUAAUAAUAUUCUUUCAUCGCGCGCGUGUGUGUGAAGCUCCGAGGUGCUGGGAUAUAACGUAUAUACUUGUAUGAUGUUUUUACGUCGUUGUCGUCGUACUCGGAUUUUUGGUCAAUUUUUUUUUUUCUACUUUUUUUCCUACUCUCUAAACAGAUUAGCACCAUACCUACUGAGAAAUUCUUUUGUAAGUUUAGAAGUGGGUUAUUUUCGAUUGGCUCGGGGUAAUGGGUAAUUUUUCCUUUUGAGCACAACAAAUAUUGAAUAUUUAUAUAAUAUUACACGGACUGGUGAGAUGGCGGUUGAAUGAAUGAAUGAAAAAAAACAAAAAAAAAAAAAAAAGCCGAAAGAUUAUAUCACACUGCGAAAGUAUCCCAUCGCAGGUGACGCACGCACAUUGAAGAAUGUUCGUCGAUUAGGUGCACGGGACGUGGAGUCGUACAGGAGAAAAUGACAAAAGUUGCACACAGGAUUAUAAAUAGCACAAAAGCUUUUCAAGUAUAUUGUCUAAGACGAGGCUGAAAAACUGUACAUUACUAUUAUAUGAUCUUAUAAUUAAAAUAUAGGAAAAAUGACGUGCAGGUUGAGGGGGGGGGGGAGAUACAGCAAUCAGCAAUGCGUUGUGACUGUCAAGGAAAUGAGCAAAAAAAUGUUGCUUUAGAAUUUUUCGCACCAUAGGUAAUACAUAUAAAUUUAUAUUUAAUAUAUUAAUCUCUCGACGUUGUUCUUCAUCGUUUUGAAUAUGCCUUUCAUUCAAGAAAAAGUGUGUUUUCCAAAACGAAUGUCGAGAAGUCAUAGUAAUAAAAAUAAUAAUAAUUAUUAUUAUUAUAAUAAAACGAUACAUCAAUACGAGGAAGAAAAAAAAGAAAAAUUUGUACCGAUUGAAUUUUGCUUGGCUCACGCUACCGCGUUCCUCUUAUUCAUUUGUAUUAUUGACUUUACAAUACACAUAUACAUACUUGUGAAUUGCGUACACAUAUGUACACAUAUGAUAUAUAAAUAUACUAACACGUUUGAGCAUUUGAUGCAAUUAAUAUACGUUGAAAUCCGAGUGUACAGUAUUUGAAAGUCUACAGUGAAAAUUGACGAGAUGUUCAUUAACAUAAUCGUUUUUUUCUCUCCUUUUUUUAUAGCAGUUAAAGUUUGCAAAUUCGCUUAGUACAGUAUUUAUUAUCGAAUACAGGAUUUGUACUGGUGAUAAAUUUUACACUCGUUUAAAACAAAAUCGUAACGUGAGUUAUAAAAAUGAAAUAUUUUUACACAUCAAUUAUACAAGGAAUGUACAUGUCGUCUGUUUUCAUUGCAUACCCGGCUUUCGAAGUGUAAAUUGUUAAAAGGGCUUAUUAAAGUUUUGUAGAGAGAGGGAAAAUUUUUUUCUUAACUUGACAACAUUUAGGAGAAUUACAGUACCUACGGUGAGCCAUUGAUACUCAGUGGUUUCUCCAAACUUUUUCGUAUGCAUUAUUUUAAUGAUAUUUCAACGCGUUCUAUUUAUUAAUUAUCCAAAUUUUUAUUUAACCCUCGCUUUGAUU
This is a messenger RNA of Copidosoma floridanum, 7271 nucleotides long. RefSeq lists its product as uncharacterized. The record is from RefSeq and is a predicted model, not a curated record. Gene Ontology annotation, cellular component: cytoplasm; dendritic spine; plasma membrane. Gene Ontology annotation, molecular function: protein binding. NCBI's taxonomy places the organism in Eukaryota, Metazoa, Arthropoda, Insecta, Hymenoptera, Encyrtidae. Gene Ontology annotation, biological process: chemical synaptic transmission.